CAGGAUGGAAUGCGCACUUUUGGAUAUCUUUCAUUCCAUUUACUCUUAUGGUCAUUAUCAGCAUCAAAUUGGAGAGAAUGAUAAUGCAACUCGCAAAAGAAGUUGCCAAAAAGCAUAAACACGACAAAGACAAGUCUAGCGAAAAUAGUGCAAAGGACUUGGUUUAUUAAUUUUCAGAAGACGAUUUCUGGUUCGCUGGGCUAAAAAUGGUCGGCAGGCUGCUUCACAUCGUGCUGUUUGUGAACUCUUUGGAGCUUGCUUUCUUCUUCUUUAUAAUGUUCCAGUAUGGUUUUCACUCCUGCAUUGUGGGAAAGGUUGGUUUUGUUGUCCCCCGAAUAGUAAUGGGAGUGAUCGUCCAGAUUGUGUGCAGCUCCAGAAUAUUACCACUGCACGCGAUUAUACAAUCACAGAUGCAUUUGGAGAAGAAGCAAUCGGACAAGCAGAAGAAAAUACGUAAGAUUAGGAGGCAUUUGGAGAAGUACGCAUCGGAUGAAGAGGAAGAAAAAGAGAUCGUGACCUCGAUUUUGGUGAUGAUUGAUAAUAGAAAGGAGCCGGACUCACCGGAGGAGUCCACAAAUAUUGAACUGGCCCGGACGGAUUCAAGUGAAGGAUCUGUCUGGAGUAAGGUCUUAGACUUGCAGAAGAAAGUAUCUCGAGGUUUCAUCGCUUUGAUGAAACAAAUUGUUUCAAAAUUUCGCAAAAAUUAAGCCUGGUUUUUCUCUAAAAACUCAGAAGGUUCCGCCAGAAAGAGUUUGGGAUUGAAUCGUUUGGUCCUAGGAAGUUCCGGAGUUGAGAUAACGGAAGCCAGUGAAGUGACUACAAUAGAAGACAUUGAAGCACAACCAAGCCUGCACCAACAAUCCAGAUAAUGAGUUCAUGAAUUGAUUUA
Messenger RNA from Eucalyptus grandis, 889 nucleotides. RefSeq names its product MLO-like protein 1. The transcript is spliced from 5 exons. Lineage: Eukaryota; Viridiplantae; Streptophyta; Magnoliopsida; Myrtales; Myrtaceae. Bases 207 to 707 code for a protein of 166 amino acids. The record is from RefSeq and is a predicted model, not a curated record. Gene Ontology annotation, cellular component: membrane. Gene Ontology annotation, biological process: defense response.